Molecule: messenger RNA, 1728 nt
Organism: Acanthosepion pharaonis
Lineage: Eukaryota; Metazoa; Mollusca; Cephalopoda; Sepiida; Sepiidae
Source: the annotation of a GenBank genome assembly
AUGCUGCUAUUUUUUAAUAUUGUUUAUUAUAACAUACCUUUUCUUUAUAUUUUCACAGGAGCUUGUGAGGGCAAUGAAAGCGACAACAAUAACAACAACGCUAUUGAGGCCGGUGCCACGCCCUCGCUUCGCGAAAGACGAGCGGUGGGAAUGCUGAGAUUGGGUCGUGGAGUGCAGAUGCUGCGCUUAGGAAAGCGUGCUCCUUACGAUGAUCUCAAGACGAUGGUGGCUACAAUCCUGGGCCGUCAAGAACAGCAAUUCAAUCGACAGGCGCCCUUGCCCCGAUACGGUAAAGAAGAAGGUCUAUUAACCGAUACCUAUACACCCGAUUCUCCCUCUCAAGUCUCCCAGCUCCUGAGAAGGUCUUAUUUCGAAGAUGACGACCUUUUGCCCCAACAGGCGCCUGUACCUCGUUUGGGAUAUCUUCAGAAGCGAUCAGCUGAAAUUCGUCAUGCACCUCUACCCCGCUACGGGAAAGGUCCUGAUUACGAAGAUCUUAGUAACGAAGUGACCAGCGAAGAUGGAGGCGUUGACCAUGAGGAUGAAAACGCUAGCGACUCAGUGAGCUCUGAAAUGUUUGAGCGCCAACCUCCGCUGCCUCGUUAUGGCAAGGAUGAAAUAGCCGGCAUUGAUUGUGAAGCCUACGACGAAAGCGGGAAUUGCCUAAGGUUUGACGACAUCGAGAAGAAAGACGUCAGAAUGCUACGCAUGGGGAGACAGGUAAACAUGUUACGCAUGGGCAAAAGAGCUCUCGGCAUGCUACGCAUGGGUAGAAACGGUGGUGAUAAACGAGCUGUGUCCAUGCUACGUCUAGGACGUAGUGACAACGUCGAAGAUUCCAAACGUGCUCUGGCUAUGUUGCGUCUGGGAAGAUCAGGAGAAAAGCGUGCCGUCUCGAUGUUGCGCCUCGGGCGUAGCGGACUGGACGAAGAAAGUAUGCCAAGUGAGGAACAGAAGCGUGCCCUAGCGAUGUUGCGUCUUGGACGUAGCGGUAGCGAAGAGCAGAAACGAGCUGUGUCCAUGCUACGUCUCGGCCGCAGUGGAGAAGGCGACCAAAAAAGAGCUGUCUCCAUGUUACGUCUCGGACGUAGCGGCCCUGAGAGUCAGAAGAGAGCAGUGUCGAUGUUACGACUUGGAAGAAACUCCCCAGUCUCUGAUGCAGAAAAACGUGCAGUUUCAAUGUUACGUCUCGGGCGCAGUGGAUCCGACGAGGAAAAGCGCGCAGUGUCAAUGCUACGUCUCGGUCGUAGCGCUGAAGAAGAAGCAGACAAGAGAGCCGUGUCGAUGCUUCGCCUCGGGCGCAGCGGCUCAGUAGCUGAUAAACGAGCGGUCUCUAUGCUACGUUUAGGACGUAGAAACCAGGGAGCCGAUGCUGAAAAAAGAGCCGUUUCUAUGCUACGUCUUGGGCGUAGAGAUCCUGAAUCAGAUGAGUCUAAACGGGCGGUUUCCAUGUUACGUCUUGGACGUAGCGGGCCCGAGCCGGAUGAAUCGAAACGAGCUGUAUCUAUGUUACGUCUCGGGCGUAGCGGUCCUGAAACGGAAGAGUCGAAACGAGCGGUUUCCAUGUUACGCCUCGGACGUAGUGACGAAAAAUUCAGUGCGGAUAAGCGGGCUGUUUCCAUGUUACGAUUGGGCAGGAGUGAUAAAAUUACCGACGAGGACAAACGUGCGGUUUCAAUGUUACGUCUCGGACGUAGCGACCAUGUCACAGACACGAAACAAAGCUGA